AUGGAUUCAUUUGGCGGCAAAAAGAGAACUAUUUCCUUUGGUAAAACUGAAAUCGGUAAUGAAUCAUCGUCGACAAGUGGAAGUGCAACCUCUGAGUCUCGGAGUGAUGUUACUGUCGGAAGACAGCAGAGAGUAUUCAUAAAUAGUGCUUUCUCACUGGAAUCACAAAAAUGGGAGGAAAAACCAGUGGGAACCCAUUCAUACUCAACCCCUUCCUUGCCCUCUGAAUUACCUCCGAACUAUAGGUCCAGUCGUUUUUCUUCUGGUAAUAUAAAAUAUCCAGAAGGUUUGAUCAAUGAUCCUGGCACCUCCCUUCAACUUAUCGGUAAUGGUCGUCCACCUCAUCGAACUUCAUCAGUAAAUAAUCCCCCAGAGACCUUGUCCAAUGCUGCCUCUCUCGGAAGAUAUGGCUAUGAUGUUAAGUAUGCAGGUCCACUUUUGCGGUUGAACAUUAGUGGAACGAUAUUUCUUGUCAAAGUUAACACCCUUCAAAGAGAUCCUCUUGUGUUUGAAAAGAUCCUGGAAGAUGCUGAAUAUAUCCCUGAAACAAACGAGUAUUAUUUUGAGAGGGAUCCUUUUAUAUUUAGAUUUGUGCUGGCCUACCUAAGACAUAAGGAAUUGCAUUUACCAAUGAAUAUUUGUGGCCCAUUAAUGGAGAAAGAAUUGGAAUCCUGGGGUUUGCAACUUGGCUUUGAUCUUCAACGCUGCUGUCUCGGACCAGUGAUGGAGACCAAAUCGAAAAUGGAAUCACUACGUAAAUUUGAAGAGACCUUCUCUGAAUCUCCGGUGGAAUGUAAUUAUAGUUCAAAAUUCUGUAUUCAAUGGCAAAAACUUCGACAGUACGUUUGGCGAAUCAUUACAGAUACGCCUAAGAAACGUUGGUUAGGGAUGUUACUCAACAAGAGUGCUCAAAAUAACACAGAUGGUGAAAAUAUGGACGACUCGAUAUCCCAUCACGGCAGUGAAUUUGACUUAUCUCCUACUAAACCCCAACCCCUCGAAAGUAUAGACCUUGAAAACCUUGGCGGUUCAGAGGAGCGUGCAAAUAGUUUGGGUAGUGAGGCGCAUAACAAUUUAAUGAAUCCGUUCAACUGGCGAACUUUGCAGAAAACUCCAAGGGAAAUUACUCUUUGUCGAAUUUAUGUGGCUUUUCAGUUCCUGGUUGUCAUAUCUCUAAUGAUCUACAUGACAAUGGCGUAUAUUCCCGAACUGAGGGAACCUUUUGGACCUCGGCUAAAAAUAUCUGGCGUUAAUAAAACAAGUCUUCCUCACUUCCCGGUGCAUCGGUCUUAUUAUAAAUUUGGUGAUUAUAAUUGGCAGGUGACUCGGCCAAUUCUUGUCUUGAGGCUUCUAACUUGGAUUUGUGUUAUUCUUUUCACAAUUGAUUUAGUAGCUAGAGGGAUAUUUUGUCCAAGGUUUUUUGAAUGGCUGAGAUCUUUCUACACAUUCACGGAUAUUAUAUCACUUCUUCCGUUCUACGUGGAAGGUAUUAUCCUGAACGUUAUGGAAACGUUGCCCACAUCGCCUCUAACUAAAAAGAAGAUCGAAGAUUACAUGUUUGUAAUAGAUAUAUUCAACAUGUUCAAAGUGUUUGUGAUCUGUCGAAUCUUCCGGUUAUUACAACGGCAGAGAGCAACUCGUGUAUUGAUAUAUACUAUUCGAACAGCAGCUACCAACAUUGUUAUGGUGUUUGAAUUGAUGCUUCUCUGCGCCAUCUUCUUUGGAACGUCCAUAUUCUUCUUUGAUGAGAAUAUUAAUUCUAUAUUUGUUGGAAUAUGGUGGGCUUUCACAACAAUGACUACAGUCGGCUAUGGUGAUGUCAUACCGAAUUCAACACCUGGACGUUUGAUUGCAGUGCUCUGUAUGAUCAUUGGAAUACUUCUGACUUCUUACACUAUUCCUGUACUUGUCAAUGAUUUCCUCCUCUUUUACGGUCACGCUGAUCAAUUGGCGUGGAUGCGAGGGGUCCACAAGUCAGCCACCGUAAAGCGCCACAAAGAGAAGAAAGAGCUCAUGACAAAGAAGAGGAUUAAACAAGUACGAGCUCUUAUUAGAAAUACCGUGAUUGGUUUUGGAACUCCGCAUGAUGAAAUUGUUGAACGAAAGCAUGGUGUUGAGACCUAUCCCAAUCAGGCAACAGAAGCUACUCCCAAUCUCCAGUUCCCUUCAUCAAGCACCCGAUGA
This is a messenger RNA of Rodentolepis nana, 2184 nucleotides long. Lineage: Eukaryota; Metazoa; Platyhelminthes; Cestoda; Cyclophyllidea; Hymenolepididae. The record is from the annotation of a GenBank genome assembly.